Molecule: messenger RNA, 2780 nt
Organism: Castor canadensis (American beaver)
Lineage: Eukaryota; Metazoa; Chordata; Mammalia; Rodentia; Castoridae
Gene: Prf1
Product: perforin 1
Biological process (GO): T cell mediated cytotoxicity; immunological synapse formation; defense response to virus
Cellular component (GO): membrane
Molecular function (GO): calcium ion binding; pore-forming activity; wide pore channel activity
Source: RefSeq, a predicted model, not a curated record
GAGCCUCUGGUGGAGAGUGAGGGCAUCUGGCAGCAGCUUCUCCCAAAGGACUCCAGCUCCAUGGCAAUGUACCUGCUCCUCCUAGCCCUUCUCCUGCUGCUGCCCUCACCUGCUCCUGCCCCCUGCUACACAGCUGCUCGCUCGGAAUGCAAGAAAAACCACAAGUUUGUGCCUGGUUCAUGGCUGGCUGGAGAAGGUAUAGACGUGACCACCCUCCUUCGCUCACGCGCCUUCCCAGUGGACACCCAGAAGUUCCAGCGACCUGACGGCACCUGCACACUCUGCAAAAAUGCCUUGCAGCAGAAUGCUGUGCAGCGCCUGCCUCUGGCGCUCACCCACUGGCGUGCUGAGGGCUCUGGCUGCCAGCACCAUGUGGCCAAGGCCAAGGUCAACUCCAUUGAGGGAGUGGCCCAAAAAGCGGCCGCCAACAUCCGCAAUAACUGGACGGUGGGACUGGACGUGAACCCCAAUCCCAGCAUCAACUUACAUGUGUCUGUGGCCGGCUCACACUCCAAGGUCACAGACUUUGCAGAGCAGAAGAAUCGCCAGGACCAGUACAGCUUCAACACUGACACUGUGGAGUGUCGCUUGUACAGUUUGCACCUGGUGCAGAGGCCCCCACUGCACCCCGAUUUCAAGAAGGCACUCAGCAGCCUGCCCCCCCACUUCAACGCCUCCACCGAACCUGACUACAAAAUGCUCAUCUCUACCUACGGCACUCACUUCAUCCAGUCCAUGGAGCUGGGUGGCCGCAUCUCAUCGCUCACAGCUCUGCGCAUCUGCAAGCUGACCCUGGACGGGCUCACAGUGGAUGAUGUGGGGGACUGCCUGGAGGUCGAGGCCCAGGUCAGCAUCACUGGCCAUGCCACCUCCUCAUCUGAAUUCAAGGCCUGUGAGGAAAAGAAGCAGAAACAGAAUAUGACUACCUCCUUCCACCAGGCCUACCACGAGCGCCACAACGAUGUGGUUGGUGGCCAUCAUGAUUCUAUGUAUGACCUGCUGUUUGGGAACCAGGCUGGGCCUGAGAAGUUCUCAGCCUGGGUGGCCUCAUUAUCCAGCAGCCCUGGCCUGGUUGACUACAGCCUGAAGCCUCUGCACAUGCUGGUGAAGAGGCAGGACCCGCGGCGGGAGGCACUGAGGCAGGCCCUGGGCAAGUACCUGAUGGGCAGGGCGCGCUGGAGGGACUGUAGCAGGCCCUGCCCGCCCGGACAACAGAAGAGCUCUAGGGACCCGUGCCAGUGUAUGUGUCACGACUCAGGGGCCACCAACCAGGACUGCUGUCCACGUCAGCGGGGCCUGGCUCGGCUUCAGGUGACUAUCAUCCAAGCAUGGGGUCUAUGGGGAGAUACAGUCACCGCUUCUGACGCCUACGUGAAGGUCUUCUUUGGUAAACAGAUGCUGAGGACCGAAGUCAUAUGGAACAAUAACAACCCCAAGUGGAAGACCCGGCUGGACUUUGGGGACGUGCUCCUGGCCACACGGGGGCCCCUGCGGGUGCAGGUCUGGGAUGCGGAUCAUGGCUGGGAUGACGACCUGCUUGGCUCUUGUGACCGGUCUCCAAAGUCUGGCUCCCAUGAAGAGAACUGCCACCUGAACCACGGUCACCUGCAAUUCCUCUACCAUGUCACCUGCUUGCCCCACCUGGCUGGGGGAACCUGCCUGGAGUAUGCCCCCCGUGGGCUUCUGAGGGAGCCUCCAGGAAACCGCAGUGGGGCUGUGUGGUGAGAACAGAGAGUUGUGAGAGGGCCUAGGCUCUGACUCCAGGGUUUGCACAGCACACGCAGGGACUGUCUUCACAUUCCCAUUACACAGGUAGAAACUGAGGCUCAGACAUCUUUCACGGAUGUAACUGAGUUCACAGACCAACCCCGAGCCUCCCUGUCCAAACUCCUCACCCUACCACAUCCUCGAGUUUGCUGGUUACACUGCCCAGACCACAGCCUCAGCUGGGAGCCAGGCAGACAGCCUAGAGAGAAAGAGCUGCUUAGAGCUCAUUUUUCAGACCCUUCCACUUGCAGCUGUCUUUGGUGUGGCGAGUUCUUCAUUGUAUCAGAUCUAACCCCUCUGCUCCAGUGGCUCUUUGUCUUCCUUUUGUCCCCUAUGUUGCCUUGCAGACAAAUCACAUACAACUUGAUAGAAGGUUAAUAAAUGUAAGUGACCAUCAUGGCGGUGUGGUGGCAGAAGAGACAACAGGGACCCUCUCCUUCACUCCUGGAGAUAAACUUUUAUAUCAGCAACCCAGGUAAAAAUGGGCAGACAGAUAAUAUAAGUAAAGUACUUUUCUAUUUUUCCUGGAAAUGAGGAGACCCCACACAUUUUACUUUCAUCCUAUUGCUAGCCUGAGAAAUCACAGCAGAAAUCUGGUGAUAAGUGACAACAGGCAUUCUGUUCCCAGCUGGAAGGCAAUGAGGAAUGGUGGGGACUGUGGUGAACAGAAGAGCGUGUGUCUUUUCCUGGGGUGAAGCCUAGCUAGAGCUCUAUUCUGGUCAAACAUUCCCCCAGCAGGGAAGUGAGCCUGGUGGACUGCCAGGUCUUUUCAUUUCUUAUAGUAACCAAAACCCUACGUCGAUCUCUAACUGUGGCAGUUCAUUUCAGUUUGUGAAAAUAAACUUAUGUGGGCAAACAUGGCACAAGCCAAAGAGAACAUGAAUGCAGGCCAGAAUGACCAGGGCUGUCAGUUUGAAAUCUCUAGUUCCAAAAGAACCCACCUGCACGGCUGGAAAGCUCUGCCCCACCUCACAACUCAGGGUUUUAAAAAAAAAAAAAAAAAAAGUGGCCUC